UCCACGUUGCUGCGAAACCUCGGGGCCUUCAAGGCUGCCGACCUUAAGCAAGAGAACGAGGAAAAAAAUGAAGCAUUGCGCCAAGAAGAUUACAGAGAUGAAAGUAGACGGAAACAAACGAAAAGAAGAAAAAAGGUGGCCAAAGCCCUUCCAGGAUCACAGCCCCGGGUUUUUCGUCGUUGGCACGGGUCCGAGGUCAGCUGAUUCUGGUUUUCCGGAGAGAGAGAACGAGGGGGUUCUGGCCGCGGGUUUAUAUUUGGGCAGGCCCGGGGUGCGGAGCCAGAAAGCAAAGACUCUCGGAGCUCCCGUCAACACAGGAGGCGCCGUUUAGUGGCUUCCCGUGCACCUUCCGAAGUGCCCGAAGUUGGUCCUCCUCGCAUCGCUGUGCUCUCGCACCAGGCAGGCGUGUGCCUCAUCUGUGCUGUCGUGCGCUUGACGGACUCUCCGAAAAUGCCUCCCCCGUCUCAGCAGCAGGUGGACAUCGUCGGUGGCGCCGGCAAGGCUGUCAUCAAGGUUGUACAUCGAUGCACGGACGCCACGGAGAACCAGAACCUGGACCUUUCCGAAUGCCAGCUGAUGUCAUUCCCGGACGCCAUCUUUCAUCUGAUGAGGAACACUCGUGUUCUGGCUUGCGACCUCUCCAGCAACGUGCUCCGCAAGAUUCCGCCCAAGCUGCCGCUCAAGUUCACUCACAUCACAGAGCUGAAUUUGUCUCACAACCGACUGAGCAGCCUGCCCGAGGAGCUGAAGGAACUGCCGGAGCUCCGGCGACUGGACAUAUCGUACAACGACUAUAUGUCUAUGCCGUGGGUCAUCUUCCGCCUUCCGAGGCUCACAUACCUUGACGCCCGCAAGAACUACAUCUCAGACGUGGAAGCGCCUCGGCUUCGUUCCGUGAGCACUCUGCGCGAGGUUCACCUGGAGGAGAACCCUCUGUCUGAGGACGCUUGCCGCCGGCUGGAGAACAUCUCGCAGAUGGUGAUCCACGUGACCCCUCCGGGUUCCUCCGACUCGGACGACGAAUCGUCGGGCGACGAGAAGUGAUGGCUGACCAAGGUCGCCCUCUCGCUGCACACUUGCCAGCCGCGUGUGGCCCUUCUUCGCCUUCGGGUCGACACUGUGGGACCGUUCGAACUGUGCUGAUUUCCGGAAGUGGUCUCAUGUGCCAUUGGCCACCAUUGUGAUAUCGCGGUCGCUGGCUCUUGGAACGACACCCUUCGUACCUAACGCGCGCCAUCCAUGUCCUUCUUUUCUGAGUGUCCGUAAGAUGCGUGGCCCUGCUAGGCCACUGACUUCCCCGUCAAGAAUGCCGGACACUUGCUGCAGGGCCUGGCUGCGAUAAACAGCGUAGCGUGCCAGCGCACAAUUUGUGUUCGCCGGCAGAGGAGGCAAAUGCUGACGUCACGAAGUGGUGGUCAUGCUGGUCCUGCAAUAAUGCAUGUUUCCGUGCUCGUGCCUAGGACCUCGGUGUCACCACUUAGCAAUGCACUUAGUCAAAAUUACACAAGGGGUACAAGACGGCACAUUACUGUGAGAAUUAUUAUUCUAGACAUAAUGUCACGAUCUUGUUAGAGCUAUAAUUCCUUUUUCCUUUGGACAAUGGCCACAGUGGCGCUCUGCCGUAAACACCGUAGAUUAUCACCGUAAAUGAUCGGUCGGAGUGCUGCGUUAUUUCUGGCCCAGUGCGGCUAUGAAAACAUGCAAGCAAGAGCUUUCUGGCCUGAGCCACCAUUUCGUCCUCGGUUCUUUGCUCUGGGAGCCUCUCGACAUGGAAAGCCUACAAGUCGGAAAUCUGACCGAGUAGGUGACCGCUCCUAGGCGCGGCUAUAUGUCUAGCGACCAGUCCAGUUAAACUAUGUGUCCAAGGUCUCAGCACGAAAGAGUUAGCCACUCACCAAGGAGAACUUACCGUAUUUAUGAGGAAAUCGUAUGACUGCCUCUGAGCAACAACUUAAAAAAUGAGGUAGCCUACAUUAUUAAACUGGUUAAUGUUAAAAUUAGGUGACAGAUAUCGUUCUUCAUUUUGUCAGCCUCUCAGUGCGUUAAAUUAAGUUAUCCUUGACUUUUCAGUGUAAGCAGAGGGUAAAAACUCUUGGCGUUCACGGAAGUUCAUUGCAGGUUCACUGCGUGUUUUUUUUUUUUUUUUUUAGGGCUAAGCGAAAAGCAGCUGUGCGGAACAAUUUCUCCGCGGAAAUAAAGCUACACUUCACGUAAGGCCGUGGAUGCUCAAAGAAAAAAAAAUGUAAGCGUCUCAGGUCUUGGAGGACGGAUUGGACAUGCGUGAGUGGUCAUACAUUGUGUAAAUACUGAGGUCGAUAACUCGGCCGUUCGUUAACGGAGAGCAUUGUACAUAUACUUGUAGAAGCAGUAGAGCUAUUUAUUUCUCUGUACAUACAGAUACUUAUUUUGCAUACGAUGUUAACAAAUAUGAACACAGAGCUUUAAACGGCGAAUAUGCGGUGCCUUUUGAAUAUCCAUGUCAAUGUUUGGCCUUUCGUGGCAGGUUUCGGUGAGGAAUGAUAGACCGCUAUCAUCCAUCAGGUGAAGACUGAGCAAACGGUGCAUUAAGCCUUCUCCAUACUCUGUACUGUGAUUUCCUGAACCUUUGGUGAAGAUGUUGUGAGCCGCGUAGCUAAUUAAUUAAAAAAAAAAAAGCCAAGUGUUUCCAUCAAACUUUUAAACCUGGGUUAAUACUUUGCGUUAGAGUGCUGAUGCUAUAAAUUCGAGUUUUUCAGGACUCCAAUAUAUCAACCUAGCAGUUAGUAUUGCGAAAAGCCUUUGCCACAAAAAGACGUACAUCGCUAUAGUACUUCGAGAUGUUGCACGAAGCUUUCAGUUCGAUGCAAGAAAAAUCGUCUGACCACAGUGGCAACUGUACACGGCUGGAAUGUCUCACGGUGCUUGUGUAUUUAAAAAAAAAGAUCGGUAGCUUCUUCGUUCGAGCGCUGCUUAAAGAGGCAAAAACACGUAUCAGCAGCCCUCGCAAUGUCUGCUCGCGACGAAAACAACAUGUUGGCUAUGCUUUAUUUUUGUAAAUAGGAACCGAGAGGCAUACACAAAGCCCGCCGGAAUGCCAUUCCAUGUCAUAGAAGACAGCCGCGUGUGGCCCGAGAGUGAUGAGCACCGUUUGGAGUGCAACGCGCGGUACUGCGCUGACGAAGUGACGAAUUCGCAAAGCAAGGCCCACAGUGUUGUGAUAAUUGUUGUGCUCGUUCUUUGUGUUGUACGUUGCGCGCGCAUCGCGGGCACAGAUGUGCUGCCGCAUACUCUAGUCCUAGGUGUGUUGCCGCAAUAAGACAGGUGUUUUGAGCCAGUGACUGGUUGGAAAAAAAGAAAGGAGCUGGCGAGCUGAAACUGUCUCGUCUCUUGUUACAGUUCGGAACAAAGGUGCGAACACACGCACCAUUACAGCUGUCCUGUGACAGCCCUGUUAGAGGCACAUCGAUGUUAUGUGAUCCAGCGAAGCGCUCACUACGAGUCCAUCAUUCAGACUACCAAGCUAUGGAAUGUAGAUAUUAAAAAUGGUAAAGUCUGAAACGAAUCCUUAGCGCAGCAGUUUCCGGCGAUCUCCACGAUUAUGUCACGGAAAGCUUCGCUACUUGCCGCAUUCAGCCGACUGGGUUCUUGUACGAUUUUUCUCAAGAGAAAAUACUCAGAGACAGCAGGUUGCAGGAGGCACAAGUCGUGUAUUUUGUGUUUAGUGGUUACAAUUGGCGUGCACGUUUUCUAGUUGCGUUAUGUUAUUUUUUGUGUUCAUUGUACGAUCAGUUGUGACUGCGUUCAGCUUUGUAUAAUAGCGUGAUUAAAAGGAGGCUGCUAAUAGGGCAGUGACUUUCACUGGUCUUCCAUGGGACAGCAACGUCUGGAGAGCGGAAAAAAACGGAGAAUGAUAUUGAAAGUGCAAUAAAUGAAUAAUUUAUAGAAAA
This is a messenger RNA of Dermacentor andersoni, 3926 nucleotides long. RefSeq names its product leucine-rich repeat-containing protein 20-like. The record is from RefSeq and is a predicted model, not a curated record. Gene Ontology annotation, cellular component: cytoplasm. Lineage: Eukaryota; Metazoa; Arthropoda; Arachnida; Ixodida; Ixodidae. Gene Ontology annotation, molecular function: protein binding.